AUGCUCUACUUAAACAAACGCUCUCCUUCUGAGGAGUUGGCCUCUGUUCACAACCCAAAUUCUCCCAGUGGUACCUCUACUUGGCACCAUUCUCUAGACGACCAGAAGAUGACGGAGGUAGUCGCAUACCCUCAACCACAACACCUCUACCACUUCGGUGGCUCAUCACAUCGUUUGCUUGCCCCUGCCCCUGAGCAAAAGUCCCCUUACUUCUCUCCGGAUCUAUAUCGCGAGAUGCCCGUCUACCCCGUCGGCUACCAGACCACAUCUCAUCUGGCCAGGUCUCCCCCAGAGGCUCGCUCGGCUUCGGUCUCGAGUAUAUCCUCCGCGGCCUCCCACGGCACACCUAACAUGUCUUCCUCCCGGACCAUGUCACCAGUCGCGGACUCCAACUCGUCUGACUCCAUGGCUAGCCCCCCGGUCUUGACCAGGACGUAUAAUCCGCCGUCGUCCUACCACCACACACAGCAGCAGCACCAUCACACCUCUCAGGCGCUCCCUUCGUCGUUAAUCCCGGCCCCAUCACAUUACUUGCAUGCUCAGGUCGCUCCUCCGCCACCAAUGUCGCUCUACCCUUCGAUGCCGGUCCCACCACAACGAACAACGACGUACCCAUCCUCAUCUUCAUACGGGUACCACCAACAUAUGGGCCACCCUUACCCAUCCCAGCAGCCUAUGCACAACUAUCAUCAGGUUCCAAUUCAUAACUAUCAACCAGUGUACACCUACAACACCAGCGCACAGACCUAUCCCAGCCUUUCAGCAGGCACAAUACUGCCUUCCUUCCCGGGGUCUUCCGUCAUGACACUCCCACAAAUACAGCGUCACGAGAAGGCUCCCAUUGAGCGUUUACUGGACGGAAACCGCAACAUCAUGCAGAUGAUCCAGUCACACCUGGACUACUUUGACGUCAUCAGGGCUCAGAUGGUGAACCGGUUCUUCAAAGACCACUUCGACCCUUCCCUGUGUCCCGAAGAGGACAAGAUCCGGUGCGUCAUGUACGCCGAGAUCAACUUCAAGCGGUUCUGGCCCAACAAUACUUCGUCCGGCGGCCGGGGCGGCGGCGACAAGGAUGACGGCAAGCACCCUGGUUCCUUUGGGUGCUAUCACUGCUUCAAGGUCAAGAACCCCGAGAACUUUGAGCUGUUCAGGUGGAAAAAUGAUCUGGAGGAUGCCCCUGACAACAACAAUAACAACUCGAAUAACAACUCCAAUAACGACAGAAACAGCCAACGGGGUUCAGUCUCCUCAGCUGCCUCAUCACGCCAACAACAACAGCAGCAACAACAGCCACAAAACAACCCCCCCACUCUCCCCUUCCACAUCCUCCACCUCCUCCCACAACACCCAAUUCUCCCUAACCUCCAACCCGCACUACGACCCCUCCGUCACGCGCUCCUCCCUCGCCGCCGCCGCCGCCGCCUCUUCAUCCAGACAAUCCGGCAACGGCGGCAACAACAGCAACAACGGUACGCGCCGCACCGCCUCCACUGGCUACAGCUCAUCGGACCAAUCCCCGCGCAUCCAAGAAACGUGGGGCAUCCGCCGGUUCUGCAUCGACUGUGGCAUCAAGAAGAAGUUUUACCGCCCGGGAGUCCUGAUUGA
This is a messenger RNA of Sordaria macrospora k-hell, 1605 nucleotides long. RefSeq lists its product as uncharacterized. The record is from RefSeq and is a predicted model, not a curated record. Lineage: Eukaryota; Fungi; Ascomycota; Sordariomycetes; Sordariales; Sordariaceae.